AAUGAAAAACGGUUGGAUGGGAAACAACUACAGAGCAGAGGUGGGCUUUGGAGAGUGCAUCAAUGGCGGGUUAUCUUCUUCCUUAUCACACCUCUCUCUUCCUUUCUUCUCAAAACUCACACAGAAUCACUGCAACGUCCUCUUUCCUUUUCAAGAUCGAUAGGCCAGGCUCUCUCGUUUGCUGCUCCGCCAAGAAGAAGGCUGGAUUUGUGGACCAAAUUCUUGAUUACAUUGAGGGGGGCCCCAAGUUAAGGAAAUGGUAUGGGGCACCUGACCUCCUCCCAAAAGAUGGUUCUUCUGUUGAAGAAGACGAUGAAUCUGCAGAAGUGGAAGAAGACAGAGAUGCUGUUUUGGUAACUGAUGGAGAUAGUGAGAUUGGUCAGAUGGUAAUACUGUCACUGAUUGUCAAAAGAAGUCGAAUUAAGGCACUGGUGAAGGAUAAGCGGGCUGCUAUGGAAGCUUUUGGAACCUAUGUUGAGUCAAUGGCAGGAGAUGCAAAUGAUAAAUCAUUCCAGAGGAAGGCUCUAAGAGGUGUUCGUACAAUCAUCUGCCCAAACGAAGGUUCCAUAUCUAACUUUGGGAGCUUGAUGGGUGUACAACAUAUAAUUCUCUUGUCUCAGUUGUCUGCUUAUAGAGGCACCGGUGGCAUACAAGCUCUCAUGCAAGGGAAUGCAAGAAAACUGGCUGAGAAAGAUGAGUCGAUUGUGACGGGUUCUGGGAUUCCUUACACCAUUAUCAGAGCUGGCUUGUUGCAGAACAGCCCUGGUGGGAAGGAAGGUUUCAGCUUUAAAGAGGGUGUUGCAGCAACUGGAAGACUCAGCAAGGAGGAUGCUGCCUUCAUUUGUGUGGAGGCAGUUGAUACAGUCCCAGAAACAGGACUGGUAUUCGAGGUGGCCAAUGGAGGUGAGAAGGUUUCAGAUUGGAAGGAGUGUUUCAAGGCGUUGGUGGAGAAACCAGAUAAGCAGCUUCAAUGACCAUGGCCAGUACCCAAACAAGGCAUGGGAACAAGCUUUAUUUUCUUCUUUCAUUAUAAUCUACUUUACAGACAUUGCAUAUCCGAUCAUGAAUAGCAAACCUCUGAUUAAAGUAUUCAUCAACCCAAAAAAAAAGGGUUGUUCAAUC
Vitis vinifera (wine grape) is the source of this 1122-nucleotide messenger RNA. RefSeq lists its product as uncharacterized. Gene Ontology annotation, cellular component: chloroplast. The record is from RefSeq and is a predicted model, not a curated record. The transcript has 9 exons. The coding region runs from base 63 to 974 and encodes 303 amino acids. Lineage: Eukaryota; Viridiplantae; Streptophyta; Magnoliopsida; Vitales; Vitaceae.